Molecule: messenger RNA, 3021 nt
Organism: Lemur catta (Ring-tailed lemur)
Lineage: Eukaryota; Metazoa; Chordata; Mammalia; Primates; Lemuridae
Product: butyrophilin subfamily 2 member A2-like
Exons: 17
Coding region: 192-2771 (859 amino acids)
Biological process (GO): T cell receptor signaling pathway; regulation of cytokine production
Cellular component (GO): external side of plasma membrane
Molecular function (GO): signaling receptor binding
Source: RefSeq, a predicted model, not a curated record
CAAAACACUAAUUCUUCCAAAGACAGAUUUUUGCCGUUUCUUACCCGAGUGAACCGUCUCUGCUUUCUUUCUUUUUCUUUUCUUCCAGAUAAGAGCCUCUUAACCAUAAUAGAAAGGAUGGAGAACUAUUAAUCACCUUUAUUCUGUGGGCUGUGAUCUUCAGAUGGGAAUACCAAGGGAAUCAGAGGAAAAUGGCAAGUGACCUGGACUUCUUCCUGCUCUACUUCCUUGCCUGCCUCAUCUUGGUCCAGCUGCUCACUCCUUGCUCAGCUCAGUUUGCUGUACAUGGACCCCCUGGGCCCAUCCUGGCCAUGGUAGGUGAAGACGCUGAUCUGCCCUGUCACCUGUCCCCGACGAUGAGCGCAGAGACCAUGGAGCUGAGGUGGGUGAGAUCCAGCCUUAGGCAGGUAGUGACCGUGUAUGCCGGUGGAAAGGAAGUGGAAGACAAACAGACCCCAGAGUAUCGAGGGAGAACUUCCGUUCUACGAGAUGACAUCCCUGCAGGGAAGGCUGCUCUCCGAAUACACAACGUCAGAGCCUCUGACAGUGGAAACUACCUGUGUUAUUUCCAAGAUGGCAACUUCUAUGAAAAAGCCAUCUUGGAGCUGAAGGUAGCAGCACUGGGUGCUGAUCUUCACAUGGAAAUGAAGGGUUAUGAGGACGGAGGGAUCCAUCUGGAGUGCAGGUCCACCGGCUGGUACCCCCAGCCCCACGUCCAGUGGAGAGAUGCCAAGGGGGAGGUCAUCCCAGCUGUGGCAGCACCUGUGGUUGCAGACGCAGUGGGCCUGUAUGCAGUGGCAGCAUCUGUGAUCAUGAGAGGAGGCUCUGAGGAGGAGGUAUCCUGUACCAUCAGAAAUUCCCUGCUCCAGCAGGAAAAGACAGCCAGGAUUUCCAUCGCAGACCCCUUCUUCAGGAGCGCCCAGCCCUGGAUCGCCGCCCUGGCAGGGACCCUGCCCAUCUUGCUGCUCCUUCUUGCUAUGAGAAGCUCAAGGAAGAACUCAAGUGGAGAAAAAUCCAGUACAUGGCUCUUGGUGGGAAUUCUCCAGCCUAUAAUGAAUGGAAAGUGGCCCUCUUCCAAGCUGUGCUUCCGAUGCCCAUGGGCAGUUUGGAGAAAAGAGGCACGACCGGAAAAUCAUCAUUUGAGGGUCGGAGGAGAAAAGAAAACACAGAGGUUAAUUCUAGAAGCCCAGUUUACCAUCCAGGGUCCAGCUGAUCCAAUCCUGGCCAUGAUGGGAGAAAACACCACUUUACACUGCCACCUGUCACCUGAGAAAAAUGCUGAGGACAUGGAGGUGCGGUGGUUCCGGUCUCAGUUCUCGCCAGCAGUGCUGGUGUACAAGGGUGGGCGAGAGAGAACAGAGGAGCAGAUGGAGGAGUACAGAGGAAGAACCACCCUUGUGAGCAAAGACAUCAGCAGAGGCAGGGUGGCGCUGGUCAUACACAAUGUCACAGCCCAGGAGAAUGGCACCUACCGCUGUUACUUCCAAGAAGGCAGGUCCUAUGAUGAGGCCAUCAUGCACCUCAAGGUGGCAGGUUGGACUGGACACACCCAGCUGGAAGGGAGAAAAUUAGUCUUUGGCAGAAUAAACCCAACAGCAAACAUUUACAGCAGACAGAUGGAUGCUUGGUGCUGUGAUGGGGCCUAUACGUGGAGCACAAAGAAGAUUGUGCACUGCCUAGGCUCUAAACCCCUUGUUGAAAUGAAAGGGCACGAGGAUGGGGGCAUCCGGCUGGAGUGCACAUCUGGAGGGUGGUACCCAGAGCCUCUCGCGGUGUGGAGGGACCCCUAUGGUAAGGUUGUACCUGCCCUGGAGGAGGCUUACACUGCUGACAGAGACGGCCUCUUCAUGGUGACCACAGCUGUGAUCAUCAGAGAUAGCUCCCUGAGGAACGUGUCCUGCUCUGUCAACAGCACCUUGCUCGGCCAGGAGAAGGAAACCGUGAUUUUCAUUCCAGAAUAUUUUACACCCAGCACAUCUCCCUGGGUUGUGAUCCUGGCUCUCAUCCUGACUAUUCUCAUCAUCCUCAUGGCUGUGAGCAUCUGUUGCAUCAAGAAACUCCACAGGGAAAAAAGGAUUUUGUCAGGGGAAAAGGAUGUUGAACAGGAAGAGAAAGAAAUUGCACAGCAACUUCAAGAAGAAUUGCGAUGGAGAAGAACACUCUUACAUGCUGCUGAUGUGGUCCUGGACCCAGACACCGCUCACCCUGAGCUCUUCCUGUCUGAGGAUCGGAGAAGUGUGAGACGGGGCCCUUCCCGGCAGAGCGUGCCUGACAACCCUGAGAGAUUCGACUGUCAGCCUUGUGUCCUGGGCCGGGAAUAUUUCACCUCAGGAAAACAUUACUGGGAGGUGGAAGUUGAAAACGUGAUGGCAUGGACAAUGGGGGUUUGUAGAGACAGUGUUGAGAAGAAAGGGGAGGCCCUGCUGCUUCCUCAGAAUGGCUUCUGGACCCUGGAGAUGUUUGAAAACCAAUACCGGGCCCUGUCCUCCCCCGAGAGGAUUCUUCCUCUGAGAGAGCGCCUCGGCCGGGUGGGCGUCUUCCUGGACUAUGAAGCUGGAGAUGUCUCCUUCUACAACAUGAGGGACAGAUCGCACAUCUACACGUGUCCCCGUUCACCCUUUGCUGGCCCCCUAAGACCCUUCUUCAGGCUGGGGUCUGACGACAGCCCCCUCUUCAUCUGCCCAGCACUCACAGGAGCCAAUGGCGUCACAGUGCCUGAGGAGGGCCUGAUUCUUCACAGGGCACAGACCCUACACCGCCCUCAGGACUAAUUCCCUGGUCUCACAGCCAUGUAGAGAAGCCCUGGCCAUCUCAGUACCACUGCAUGGGGCCUCCUGGCUGAGUCCAGGCCCUCCUUCCCUCUGGUCACAUAAGAGAACAUCUUCUAGCUGCCUCUUUCAUAGCCAUUUCAGGCCUCAGCCCCAGUCUCCCCCUCACCAGGCAGUGGCUUUAGUAGCUCCUCUGCUUGUACCUAUGGGGAGGAUCUAGUCUUAGGCAGCUACUGCUAUUACACAGCUCCCA